Colossoma macropomum (tambaqui) is the source of this 5856-nucleotide messenger RNA. It is a transcript of the gene ptpn9a, whose product is annotated as protein tyrosine phosphatase non-receptor type 9a. The transcript is spliced from 13 exons. The record is from RefSeq and is a predicted model, not a curated record. The coding region runs from base 736 to 2448 and encodes 570 amino acids. Gene Ontology annotation, molecular function: protein tyrosine phosphatase activity. NCBI's taxonomy places the organism in Eukaryota, Metazoa, Chordata, Actinopteri, Characiformes, Serrasalmidae. Gene Ontology annotation, biological process: protein dephosphorylation.
UUUCCGAGCUCCAUUUCCCAACUACAGAUAAAAGCCUGAAACCGACGAGAGGCUUCCAGAUGUGCUAGUGACUUUUAUUCAUCUCAGAGAGGGACACUUCGGGGUUUUUCGGCCUGUAAUCGCCGCAGGUCCGGUCGUUGGUAUCUGAAAGCCGAGCAGCGGGCGGACAUGAGGCUGAGUUACUGUGUCUGGCUAACAUAACAUUAGCGCUAAGCUAGCUGAGGAUUUUUAAGGUGUCGCCAGCAAACCCUGACCGGACCGACUGUACGGCCACCGAGGCUGCCGCUGGCCUGGCCGAUGAUGGUCUGACCGAAAACCUUCCAGACUUUCCGUUUUUUUGUGCCGUUAUGGCACCGAGGCUCGACAGUGAGCUGCUGCUGCUGCGCGUCUGAAUUAACUUACAGCGUAACGUUAAUUCGGCCGAAAUCAAAACGCCAAGUUUGUCGGUAUCGCCGAACUAACGAUAUCCAGCCGAUUAGCUCCGUUUGCCAUGUUUACCUCAGACUAGCUGUGCGCCUCGAUGAUACAGACCGCUAGGUUAGCUAACUAACUAGCAGGCUAGUCUCGGUCUGUCCGUGUGAAUCUGAAAUCGGCGUCGUCGUUUGUUUUCUUGAAAAAGAAGGUUUUUACAGUCAGUCGUUUCCCUCUCGGACUGACUGACUGACUGUCUGUCUGACUGAGCACUGAGGAGAAAAAGGAGAAAAGGUGCCUUAAUUACUUGAACAGACGUGAAGAAUGGCGGCCACUUUAUCAGCGGAGGAGGAGCAGGCCACUAAACAGUUCCUGGAGGAGAUCAAUAAGUGGACCAGUCAGCAUGGCGUCUCCCCUCUGUCAUGGGAUGUGGCUGUGAAGUUCCUAAUGGCGCGCAAGUUUGAUGUCCUUCGAGCUAUAGAGCUCUUCCACAGCUACAGGGAGACACGACUGAGGGAGGGCAUCGUCAAACUGCAGCCACAGGAAGAGCCACUGCGCUCUGAACUGCUCAGCGGCAAGUUCACUAUCUUGGGAGUAAGGGACCCCUCAGGUGCCUCCAUAGCUCUGUACACAGCCAAGCUUCACCAUCCCAAUAAAACAGGCAACCAUGUGGUGCUACAAGCUCUGUUCUACCUGCUGGACAGAGCAGUAGAAAGCUUUGAGACCCAGAGGAAUGGCCUUGUGUUCAUCUAUGACAUGGCAGGAUCCAACUACACCAACUUUGAGCUGGACUUGAGCAAGAAGAUCCUUAAUCUGCUUAAGGGUGCGUUCCCUGCCCGACUGAAGAAGGUGUUCAUAGUUGGAGCUCCAGUCUGGUUUCGAGUGCCCUACAACCUGCUGAGUCUGCUGCUAAAGGAGAAACUCAGAGAAAGGGUCCAAAUGGUGAAGAUGACUGACCUGCGACAGCACCUGCCCAGAGACUGCUUGCCCGAGCACCUAGGCGGCUGCCUGGCUCUGGAUGUUCAUGGCUGGAACCAGCGGCUGCUGGCCGAGCAGAACGGACAAGUAGACCCGGUCGAUGAAUUGGUGGGCAUCCCACUGGACGAUUCCUCAGUGCACACACCAGGCCCCGAGGCCAUGCGGCUGCCAGAGUUUAUGGCACACCUAGCUCGAGCCCAACGCAGUGGCAUCUACCAGGAGUACGAGGAGCUCCGUAAAGAGCAGCCACCUGGAACUUUCCACUGUGCACUGGCUGGCUACAACCAGGAGAGGAAUCGCUAUGGUGACGUUCUUUGUCUUGACCAAACACGUGUACGUCUGAAAGGCAAAAGAAAUGAGAGAUCAGAUUACAUCAACGCCAGCUUCAUGGACGGCUACAAACAGAAGAAUGCGUACAUUGGAACUCAAGGGCCGCUGGAGAAAACCUACGGAGAUUUCUGGAGAAUGGUGUGGGAGCAAAGCGUGCUGGUCAUUGUCAUGACAACAAGGACUGACGAGGGUGGCCGAAGGAAGUGUGGUCAGUACUGGCCUCUGCAGGAAGGGGGCCAAGAGGUGUACGGACACAUAGCUGUGGUCAACCAGAGAGUGGACAACCAUUCCCAUUACAAUCAGACCACUCUGGAGCUACAUAACACAGAGACCUGUGAGCAGAGGCAGGUUACUCACUUCCAGUUCCUCAGCUGGCCUGACUACGGCGUCCCCUCCUCUGCGCUGUCUUUGCUUGACUUCCUGGGUGCAGUGAAGAGGCAGCAGAAGAGAGCAGUGAAGGCUCUGGGGUCACAGUGGAGGGGUCAUCCUCUGGGACCACCCAUGGUUGUCCACUGCAGUGCAGGCAUUGGCAGGACAGGUACGUUCUGUGCAUUGGAUAUAUGUCUGUCCCAGCUGCAGGAGGUCGGGACUCUGAAUGUGUGUCAGACGGUGAGGCGUAUGAGGACGCAGCGCGCCUUCAGCAUCCAAACACCAGAACAGUAUUACUUCUGCCACACUGCCAUCCUAGAGCAUGCCCAGCGACAGGGACUGCUCUCGACCAAUCAGUGAGAGACCGAAUCUGCUUUCUGUCAGUCAGCGAAAGACAGAGGCAGCUUUCUGCCAAUCAGUGACACUCAGAGUGCUCUUAGCCAAUCAGUGGGCUACUUGCCAAUAGACUGAGCAUAAAUGGUCUCUGAAGGAAUCUUUUUACACCCACUUGUCUGACUGACAUUCACUCCAAGCACAGUACUUGUGACUCUUUUAAAGAUUGGUGAAUAAAGUGCCACAGUCAUAGCAAUCAUAGCCAACACUGUUUGCCAAGAGAUCUUAAUCUCUGCUGGAUCCAGCUGAAGACUGAAGGGGUCCAUCUGUCUCAUAGCCAAUCAGUAAUGCUGAUAAUGUGUGAAAGUGUUUGUAUUGAAAUUGAAUGUUCCUAAGUCAUUAGUGACCAGUAUGUUGAGUGUUGUUUCUGAAUGACAUCUAACAGUUCAAAUUACCCAAGAGCCUUCACACUGUUUUCAAAGCCAGAAAAUCUGCAGUCUAAAACGAUAUCAAGAGAACCCCCCACCACCUUUAAUCAGGUUUUUAUUUAACCUCAUAAAUGGUUGCAAAUGAUUAAAAUAUGUACACUUCAAAACAGAUUUUUUAUCCUGAGUUUGCUCAGUUAGUAGAAAAAAACUGUCAGAUCAUGAGAUUAAUUCACAGAUGCAGCUUCAGUCUCAGCUUAUCCUGAUUUGUUCUGUAAUUUGACAGUUCACCAGUCUUGGCAGAUGCAGCACACUGAACCCAAAGGUGCUCAUACACAUACAUUUGACUAACCCCAAAAUGUUUCCGUCUCUUAAUCAAUUCUGAUGCUUCAGAGGGACCAGUUGUUUUCCUUUAAACUCCAGAUCUACAGUGGAUGUGACAUGUCAUGCCUCUGUUCUGUUAGCGCACAAACAGCUGAAAAUCUGCUCGGUCUACCAAAGCAUUUACUCUAUGUACCAGUACGAUUUUGUGACACUAUAAACAAAUGGACAGUUUCCCAACAGUACUCAUUUGAAAUACAUCAUUUGUAUGAGUCAUUUGGGUCAUGUUUUGCCUUAGAUAUUUAUAUUACAAUUUUGCUUCUUUGUACAGCCUCCACUAGAAACAAAGUUUGUAAUCAAGGCUUUAUGAAUUAACUCUGUUUCUGUAGAUGCUUUUUUUUUCAUCAGAAUUUAAAACAGGCAGCAUGUGUUUAAACUGCAGAGGUCACUCAGUAUCUUCUGUUCAACUUCAAAAUAGUGUUGUCUAAAUAAGUGGUUCUCAACCCGGAGAGACCACCAGACAGUCCACAUUUUGCUCUAUCUCUGUGCAUUGGGAGUUAGGUUGAAGGGGGGUCCCUUAAAAGUGGUUUGAGAACUACUGGUCUAAAGGGAUCAAGGCAACCGACAAGCAGCACAAAGAAGAAAUAAGACCUCUGUGUGUUGAAAUAGGCACAUGAAGCAUCAUGUGAAUACUUUAAGCUCAAAAACAAUAUUAGGAUAUUGAGCAGCCGUUUUUGUUUCUUGUCUCUGGUAUUUGGCUCCAGCAAAGGAAAUGGCACAAUGACCACAAUAACAAUAGAUGUUAACUGGCAGGUUAUCUGUUUGAUUUUCAACCAGAUGAACCAUUUAGAGAUUGUUAGGUUCAUUUUAACCCAGUUUUAUGGAAGUAAAAGUAUUUGGCAGGUUUCUAUAAGUUAUAUUAUUCCUUUGUGAUGUUCUCCAGAUGUAGUGUUCUGGAUGUAAUGGUCCUCUCCCUCUACACUGUGGAGUGUUCCUGACUUAUUUGAAGGUUUUCCACACAAGUGAAAGGAGGAUUAUUCUGUUUAUCACUAUAGUCUUAUUUGGUUCACAAUUAGUUGCUUUGCCAAGUCAUUGCUAAUUGCUAAGUUCACUAAUGGUUUCUUUUGUUCCCCAAUGAUAAAACAGUUGAUAUCUAACUGUAUGAUUCAUCUUUAAUUGCCCUGCUUUAUUUGCAUUAAGGCUUCUAGGUUCAUGUGUUCAGACUAAAAUCUGGCCACAAAUGAACAUGUUAAAAAGUAGAGCUGCGAAGCCAACUGUCCAAAAAAUUAAUGUAGUAAAAAUGUCAUUGUAUCAUUUCAAAUUGAAAGUACUAGAGGACAAGAGGACAAAACGUGUUCGCAGGUUGCAUCAGAUAGACGACUGAAUACUGUGACAUGUCAGAUCCUGUUUAGAAGCACUGAGUAGAAACAUGAUCGAUAUUAAUCUCAGACAAAAAGAUGUUCUUAAAGCCUGUAGGCUUCUCCUUAGAGCGACAGGUUUUCCUUUUAUAAUGACCCAUGUAGGAGUGCUGUUUUCUUCCUAAAGCUCCACUUGGCCAUUUAUUUGGAUUUUUGAACUUGCAUUGGAUUGGAUAACCAAUGCAGUACACUCUUAAGCUUGUGUGUCUGUAUUUGCAAGAGUGGGAAAGCUGAUCUAAGAACCUGUAUUUAUGAUGGCCAUAGUCGCAAAAACUGAUUCCAGAUUCUGCUCAUGAGGUGAUUUGUGAAUACAGAUACUGCUUUCCCUCUUUGGGCCAGAGACCAGUGUGCGUGCUCAAGUAAAACACCAUUGUGUUCUGUGACAUGUGAAUGCUGUUGCUACUGUUAAGGUAAAAGGAUCUACCAGUCUGCCCUGCUUACAUCUAACGUCUGUGUAAAAUAGCCUUAUAACUGUAUGGAAGCACUUUCAAGCAGGUGUUCACUAUGUGCAUUCACUGACAUUAUUAACAGUAGAAGAUUUUAACACCACAAAUUCCAUAACUAAUGUACUGUGGUGUGAACUGCAAUAGUCGUUAACUGACGAAUCUGCAAGCUCAGUGGUCUUUUAGGCAGUUUUUUAUGUUAAUCAUGUGUUCAGGUGUUUUAAUGUUGGCUUAAAGAUCUGUAUCAUUUCAUAGUAUCACUUUUUAUUUUGUCCUUGGGUAUGUGAACCUUUGCUACUGAAUUCAUAUUGAAUUUGCUUGUAGUGAAGCGUCUUUUAAAUCAAACACUUGUAGGCACUCAUUCUAGGAUUGUUAGCUGUUCAAACGACGGACACAAAAUGUGACUGAUUUUUAUUUUUCUAUUAUAUUCAGCAAACUUAUGUGUCCUUACAUAUUACUCCAUUUGCAAAUAGCUACUUAUAUUUUCUCAUUCUGUAACUCAUUCAUUUGUAUGACUUAUGGUAAUGUAAUGUUAUGUAAUGUAAUCAAGCUAUGUAAUCAAUAAUGCCAUGGCGUUCACUUAUAUGUUGAGCAGUUCACUUUAUGACCAAGUACUUUUAUUCUGAAAGAGAUCUGUAACAUGAGAUGGGCACAUGUGUGAGAUAGCAAAUGGUGUCUCUUGUGCUGAAAAUGUUGCAUGCUUCUUUGGCAGAAUGGAGUCCUGAUCCCUGACUCAGGGACAUCUAUUUGAGCAAGUAGAACCUUGUACAGUAUGUGGGGGGGAAAAAGCAGUUUAAAAGAGAAUUAAAUGGAGCUAUCAUUUCUUCA